AUGGCCCUCAAAACUUCAAAACUGCGUAUUUUCAUCACAAUAUGCCUUAUACAGCUGGCUUUCGCAGCUCGAUCUGGCUUUCAAUUUAUGGAGCAUGUAGAUGCACCACCUGGCUGGUCAAGAGGUGAAGCUCCGGCUCCUUCAAGCUUGAUAAAAUUUAGACUUGCACUCAUUCAACCAAAUAUUACUGCAUUCGAGCAAAGUGUCAUCGAUAUUUCAACACCGGAAAAUCCAAGAUAUGGCCAGUUUAUGACGCGCGAAGAAUUAACAGAAAUAUUGAACCCAGAUCCUUCUGGCCUCGAUCGAGUCCUAUCUUGGUUGAAAUCGAACAAUGUAUCUGAAGAUCUCAUUCAAGUCAAAAGUAACUGGAUUACCUUCAACGUUACUAUCGCCCAAGCGCAGCAUAUGCUGAAUACACAAUUCAAUAUCUAUCAUAACGAUGAGAGCAACACCACUAUUGUCAGAGCUCUUCACUACUCUGUGCCACGAGAGGUAUAUUCCCACAUUCAAUUGAUCCAGCCAACAACUUGGUUCGGGUAUUCAAAACCACAGUUACUGGAGAAACCGGUCGUCACCACACAAGAUGAUUUGGUCACAGAUUGCGGGUCCUUCAUUACGCCAGACUGUCUACGGGUCAUAUAUGGCCUAUACGACACCCAGGCCAAACCUGAUGUCAAAAAUCGGCUGGGAAUAGCAGGGUUCCUGGACCAAUACGCCCGCCACAGUGACUUUUACGACUUCAUAAAAGAGUAUGCCACCAACUCCACAGACGCCAAUUUCUCGAUUGUGAGUAUCAACGGGGGCUUGAAUCGGGAAGAAUCCUUCACAGCUAGCACAGAGGCUAGCUUGGAUAUUCAGUACGCUAUUUCCCUAGCAUAUCAUGCCCUGGCAACAUACUAUACCACUGGUGGUCGGGGUCCUCUGGUACCAGGAGGAAACCAGCCAAUUCAGGUCAUCUCAACAAAUGAACCUUAUCUGGAGCAGCUUCACUACCUGAUUAGUCUUCCUGAUGAUGAGCUUCCGGCAGUUCUCACUGCUUCGUAUGGAGAAGAUGAGCAAACUGUUCCGCCAUCUUAUGCUACUUCAGUCUGCAAUUUAUUUGCCCAGCUUGGUGCGCGUGGAGUAUCGGUCAUUUUCAGUAGUGGGGAUGCCGGGCCAGGAGGUUCAUGUCGGAGCAACGAUGGAAAGAAUCGGACAAAAUUCAAUCCGGGAUUUCCUGCCUCUUGCCCAUUCGUCACCGCUGUUGGGGGAACUACUGGAGUCAGUCCCGAAAAGGCAGUUGGGUUCUCUGGGGGCGGGUUCUCGGACCAUUUCUCACGACCGGAGUAUCAGAAUAGGGCUGUGCAAGGGUAUUUCCAUCUCUUAGGUAAUAGAUGGGAAGGGUUGUACAAUCGAGGAGGUAGAGGUAUCCCUGAUGUUGCGGCCCAGGCGAGUCAUUUUGUCAUUCGAGACCAUGGGCAGUAUUUGAGGAUCGGUGGCACCAGUGCGUCGGCACCUGUUUUCGCUGCCAUUGUUUCCCGACUCAAUGCAGCUCGCCUUGAUCAAGGAAGACCUCGAAUGGGCUUCCUCAAUCCCUGGCUAUACAAUAGCUCUGGGCACCUAGGCUUCACAGAUAUCGUGGAAGGUGGCUCAAGUGGUUGUGGAUCCUCUAUUCAUGCUAGUUGGAAUGCCACAACUGGAUGGGAUCCAGUGACAGGGUUCGGUGUGCCUUUCUUUGGGAGUCUUCUUCGAUUGGCGAUGGCUACAAACAAUUAA
Molecule: messenger RNA, 1755 nt
Organism: Penicillium taxi
Lineage: Eukaryota; Fungi; Ascomycota; Eurotiomycetes; Eurotiales; Aspergillaceae
Product: S53 family peptidase
Exons: 2
Coding region: 1-1755 (584 amino acids)
Biological process (GO): proteolysis
Molecular function (GO): serine-type endopeptidase activity; tripeptidyl-peptidase activity
Source: RefSeq, a predicted model, not a curated record